AUGGACGACUCUGGGAAACCCGUUCGCAUCUGUGCUGCAUUUGUUGCGUUCUGCAGGAUGAUUUUGGACGUGGUGUUGUUCUGGAAGGUCAGACUCCUAUCGUGGCUGACAUCCGAUGCGAAGAAAAAACUUCGACAAGUGUUGGCUUCGGCGCAGGUUUAUGAAGAAUGGGAGGAAACUGCCCUGGAGUUGGACAAGUUGCUCAACUCGGAUGCAUGGCGUGACAACUAUGCAAGUCGCCACUAUGAUUAUCGGCUGAUUAAAGGCAGACUGGAAGCCCUAAGGACGGCCAAACGUAACAACGACAUCUUGAAUCUCGUCAACUUGCUUCGGUCGGGCCUGGUGCGGAAUCUGGGCAAUAUCACGUCGCCCAAGCUCUUCGUCCACGCCUACAUCGGCACAAAGCUCCUGAUCACCGAGUACGUCACCGAGGUCGCGCACGCCAUCCAACAUGUGACGGCCUUGGAGACGACCCCGAUCCACGAGAGCGGAUUCACGUCCCAAGCGAAACUGGAGUUGCUGCACGAUACUCGUCAAGCUUUCGGGCGAACGACGUUGAUUCUUCAGGGCGGUUCUGUUUUUGGAAUGUGCCAUCUAGGAGUGGUAAAGGCACUGCACCUGCAGGGCCUCCUGCCCAGGAUCAUCACCGGAACCGGCACGGGGGCCCUGAUCGCUGCUCUGGUUGGAAUUCACACUGAAGAUGAGUUACUGACGUUCCUCCACGGAGAUGGCAUAGAUUUAACCGCCUUUGACCGUCGUCGACGGAGAGAAGUAUCUGAAGGCCGCAGCCAGUGGCUGUGGCGACAAACCCAGGACGGCCGGUUGUGGACUCUUCUGCGUCGAAUCAAGCGGUUCGUUCAGAAAGGCCAUUUCUUCGAUUCGGGGGUGCUUGAGGAAUGUGUACGGGCGAAUCUCGGCGACCUGACAUUCGAAGAGGCGUACGCCCGGUCUAAGCACAUUCUGAAUAUUACGAUUGCCACGUCAAGCAAGACUGGGGCUCCGAAUUUAUUGAAUUAUUUGACAGCACCGAACGUUUUGAUAUGGUCUGCUGCCGUGGCUUCGAAUGUGUCCAGCAGUUCACUGUAUCAGCCAGUCACGAUCUACUGCAAGGAUGAAACCGGCUCCAUCGUGCCAUGGCCAUAUUCUCAAGACGUCACUUUCCAGCCCUGGCGGCACGUGCAGUACAACGAGGGCGAGUCACCUCUAUCCCGUAUCGCCGAGCUCUUCAACGUCAAUCACUUCAUUAUCUCGCAGGCGCGGCCGUACCUCGUUCCCUUCCUCAGCUCCGAAUCGGAACUUCUUGACCAGCGACCCGUGGGCCGGUGGAAUUUCACACGGACGCCGAUGCGCUUGGUCGUGGCGGAAUUCCGCCACCGACUGAAGCAGCUGAGUUUCCUCGGUCUUCUGCCCCAGUGGAUCGGCAGGCUCCUGAUCGAGGAAACAAUCCCGGGCCCCAGCUUGACGCUGGUCCCCGAUCUCUCCUGGGGAGACUUUACCAAGUUGUUCGAGAACCCGACCAAGGAGAGUCUGGACCACUGGAUCCUGAAAGGCGAGAAGGGACUGUGGCCGGCGGUGAGCGCCCUGUGGGUGCGAUGCGUGGUGGAGGUCGAGCUGGAUAAAGGGUACCAGGUUGUGCGGCGGCGACGGCCGUCCGAGACGUACCCAGCCGCCGGACCACGACGCAUGCCGAAUGAAGGGCUCCCUCGGAGGCGCAGAGGGUAUAGUAUUGACUACGGACGAGAUCCCGUGGCUGCGUUGGGCGCAAUGGAGUAUCAAGAGGAUGAUUCCAAUCCGUUAUAGCCACUUGAUUUAAACAUGUUUUGCUGAGUUGAUCAGGAUAAAAUUGGAGAGAAAUCUAUUCGGGACUAUUUUACUAUACGCGACACAGGUCUAUUUCUAGCCAUUGGUGUGAUUAAAUUGAGU
This is a messenger RNA of Aspergillus steynii IBT 23096, 1923 nucleotides long. Its product is annotated as triacylglycerol lipase family protein. Gene Ontology annotation, molecular function: triacylglycerol lipase activity. Bases 1 to 1800 code for a protein of 599 amino acids. The transcript is spliced from 4 exons. NCBI's taxonomy places the organism in Eukaryota, Fungi, Ascomycota, Eurotiomycetes, Eurotiales, Aspergillaceae. The record is from RefSeq and is a predicted model, not a curated record. Gene Ontology annotation, biological process: lipid metabolic process.